Syzygium oleosum is the source of this 1223-nucleotide messenger RNA. Its product is annotated as alkylated DNA repair protein ALKBH8 homolog. Lineage: Eukaryota; Viridiplantae; Streptophyta; Magnoliopsida; Myrtales; Myrtaceae. The record is from RefSeq and is a predicted model, not a curated record. The transcript has 4 exons. Gene Ontology annotation, cellular component: mitochondrial matrix. Gene Ontology annotation, biological process: fatty acid metabolic process; DNA damage response. Bases 100 to 921 code for a protein of 273 amino acids.
CGAACAGCACAAAUCGGGUCAGGAAAGCCAACCGUUUCAUCUGUGCUCGGGUAACAGCGAAGCGGCGGCGAAACCGAUCUCCACGCGGCGGCGACGGAAAUGGACGGCGGCGACGACGCGGCGGCGCUUCUCAAGCGAGCGUUCGGCGAAUCGUCCGACGAAGAAGGCGGUCAGCUCGGCGGGCCCGAGGCUCGCGGCGGUCGCGAGCGGGAGGAGCCUCCGUCGCGUCCGUCUCCUCGGCCGACGCCGCGCCGGGGCCCUACCUGGGCGCCGGUCGGGGAGAUCGACGGGCUGUGGCUGUGCGGCGGCUUCCUCUCCCAGGAACAGCAGCACUCUCUGCUCUCUGCGGUCGAGGAAGAGGGAUGGUUCAUGGAAGCUUCGCAUAACCAGGCCAUGAGGUUUGGGAGUCUUCCAGCAUGGGCAACUGAGCUUUCUAAUUCUAUUCGCGAGGCGGUGUUGCUAGGGGACUUUGAUCCAGAGUUCGAGUCGUCGAAUGCAGAUGCAUAUGAGGAUUCUUCUCUCUUUCCUAUCCUGCCAUUGGAAUUACUGGGAAGAGAGCCUCUCUUUGAUCAACUUAUCGUGAACUUAUACCGACCGGGCGAGGGUAUUUGUGCACAUGUUGAUCUAAUGCGCUUUGGCGAUGGAAUUGCCAUCGUAUCCCUCGAGUCUCCAUGCAUCAUGCACUUCACCCGGGCCGGAGAUACGUGCGACACCGGCAGCGAAGGGGAAAACGAGCAGCCAAUGUCUAAAGUACCGGUCUAUCUGGCUCCCGGUUCCUUAGUUAUCAUGUCGGGAGAAGCUCGCUACCUCUGGAAACACGAGAUAAAUCGCAAACCGGGAUUUCAGGUAUGGCAAGGGCAGGAGCUAGAUCAGAGGAGAAGAAUUUCUAUUACACUGAGAAAGCUUUCCAUCGCCGAGUAGCAGCGUAUUAGCUCAUCUCAGGAAGAAGUUUCGUCUUCGUGGAAGGUUUUUGUUGAUAGAUACCGAGAUUGAUUGACACAAACAAUCCUCUGCAAUGGUCAAUUUAGUUCAAGAGAGCAACUUUGUCAUUUUCGGGUACCUGUUUGCCUCCUGGCUUUUCUGAGUGAGUCUAGGGCUUUCGAAGCUGUAAAUCAGAAAGAAAGUGGCACGGCAGUUUCUGUCUCUCUUUGGGAAAUGAACAUUUUAGGCGACCAUCUUCACUUUUAGUCCAGUACGCCAUGCAUUUGCUGGGGAACUUUCUA